This is a messenger RNA of Bactrocera oleae (olive fruit fly), 2124 nucleotides long. The record is from RefSeq and is a predicted model, not a curated record. NCBI's taxonomy places the organism in Eukaryota, Metazoa, Arthropoda, Insecta, Diptera, Tephritidae.
UAAUAAAUACUUGAACAAUACAUAUAAUUAUUGUGCCAAGUUAAAUUAAAUUCUAGCGCAUACACAGAAUUCAUAAAACGGCAAGAGCGCAGUGACUUGUUGUUGUUGCAGCGGCAUGACUUGUUUACCAAACCGUUAAAAGAAAAAAUGAUAAAUACAUACAAGUUUUUGUUAUUGAUGGCAGUGUUAGAUAGCGCCUUGUAAAGAAGAAGACAUCAGACAAAGAUAGCCCGCGAAUAAUUACAAACUAAAAAUAACAAAAGCACAAAUAAAAAACGAAAACACAAUGACAUCAACGUCUACGAUUAAAAAAAUUACAAUCCUAUUUGGCAUCGUCUGCUCGGUCUUUGCCUUGGUGUUAAUUUCGUUCGGCGUUUAUGUGCUCUCGUCCUAUAGAGUCAAUGAAGUCGGGGCUUUGGCCGCCUAUUCAUAUAUUGGUUUAGGUGUGGCCACAAUUGUUGUAUUCUUGCUGGGAUUCUUUGGUGCGGCUCGCGAAAGCGUUUGUUGUACGAUUACGUUUAUCGCUUUCCUUUGGAUUGUGAUGAUAGGCCAAAUCGCAGUCACUUUCCUAUUGGUGAGAGGGGAGCAAUCAACAGCAUCACAUGUCUCGAAUAAUUUGGAUGUGGCUUGGGAAGAAGAGCUGAACAGCCCUGGAGCCAUGUCUCUGUAUGAGACUUGGCUCGGUUGUUGCGGUCGGGCAAGCCCUCACGAUUAUAUAGCCAAUGAUCGCAUGCCGCCAAUAACGUGCUUCAAGAAUGGCGAUAAUACGAAAAGUGAAAAUCUGAUCGGCAUCGGCUGUCGCAUAAUGUUUGAGGACUACUGGCUAAGCUUGUUGCGUUCCUUCAAUAUAAUCGCUUGUGUGAUGAUUGCUUUGGAGUUAUUGGGUAGCGUGAUAUCGUGCUGCCUGUGCAACAGCAUACGCAAUGAUCACAGGCGCUCCUAUUAUUAACCUCAUAUGCGCCCAGUGUUGCAUAGCGUUGAUUUUUAGAUUUGUGUUACUUCUAUUAGCUAUUUACAAAUUUUUUUGUAGAGUACACAAAAAUAAAUACGAACAAUAGUUUAUUAGCCUAGGUAUUUAUAUAAUUUAUUUAUAUAAGUUGCUUACUCUAAAUGAAAGCCUUAAUAGUUUUUUGCUUUUUAAGUUGUUGUAUAUUUUACUCUCUAACUAACUGUGAAUAUAAAUUUGUCAAUUCGUUAUUUAUAUUAAAAAAAUAAUAUUAAAAUUACACAAGAAAACGCUAUGAAAUACAUAAAAUGAAAACGGAAUGUUGCUGCAGCUGAAGUUAUUAUGUAAUUGUUAAAAUUGGAACAAGUUAAAAAAAGAAAAUUAUUCCGUAAUUAAAGUGAAAUUUAUGAAAUUAAUACUAACCUAAAAAUAUAUUGUACUUUGAGGGUGAAAAAAUAAAAUUUUAUAAAAAUAUUUAUAUGUACAUAUAAGCGCACUCAUACAUAUGUAUACUCAUAAGAAUAUGAAACAAAAUUACUGCUAAUUUUGUUAUUUUUUACGAAUUUGCGCUUAAAUGUUUCGCUUGUGAGUUUAACUCACGCCUUCAUAUGUAAAUAAAAUGUACAAAUGUUUGAAAAAGUUCUGCAUACGGGUUUCUUUGUAUGGCUAAUUGGCUAAUCUGCUUGCAAUUAAUAGAAUUUGGCACGAUUGGAAGCACAACAAACAACGUGCUUAGCUUAGCACAGUGGUAUCAAGUUGAUUAAAAUUGGAAAAUUAUAUUUUUCUUCGCACUCAUUAUUUAUUUAUAUAUAUAUAUAUAUAAAAUUUAUAGUGAGUAUUUUAAUUUGUUAAUUUUAGUUCAAAAUUAUUUUUCAAAAUUUUUUAUAUGUAUUUUAGAUUUUUAUGCGAAACAUGCAUAUUUGGUCCUGUCAUUUUUAUUAUUUUCGUGAAUGAUACCCUUGCUUCCACAAAAAAGUUUUUCAUAAUUUAAAAAAAAAGUGGUAUUUAAUGUGGUCUAUGCGUACAAUUUUUUCUAUGGUAAAACUUGUGUUGGCGAGAGUUGAGUUUAUAGCGUAAAUUUGAUCUACUAUAAUGUUAAUUAUCAAUGUGAAACUCAGUUUAAUUGAGUAUGUCUUAAUAAUGCAAAAAUUAUAUAGAUUCAUUAUUUUUUGAACUUA